UUUACCUUAACCUCAUAACCUGUGUCCGACUGUCUGUGUUGGUGCCGAAAACAGAGACUACAAAUAUGCUCAGAAAGGAGGGAAACAAUGCUGAAACCCCCCAUUGAACCCUAAUCCCCAAUCCCGCGCCCUUCUUUGGACUCAAAAGAUGAUUUAGCAGCACAAGGAAAUCUAUCCGCUUGCUCUUCCCCAUUCCAUUGAACCCAAAAAUACCAAGGGGUGUUUCUGAUUCUCGCUUACUCAGUGCGCUCUGUGAACUGUGAAAAAGGACAUUUUUUUAAUUGGUUUCAAUGGCCAGACUUCUUCGAAACUUCUCCUCUUUCAGGCAGUCUCUUUUAUCGCAGCCAAUUGGCAUAAGGAAUGGCUUAGUUGGGGCCUCCACUCAGAUAUGCCACUUCGCUUCUAAAGGUAAAAGGAAAUCGAGUUCAGAUGAAAGCGACUCGGGAGAAGAGAAUUUGUCCAAAAAAGAUUUGGCUCUUAAACAAGCGCUAGAUCAAAUCACUAAAUCAUUUGGAAAGGGGUCCAUAAUGUGGCUCGGCCGUUCUGUCUGCCCCAAGCAGGUUCCAGUGGUAUCAACAGGAUCUUUUGCUUUGGAUAUUGCAUUAGGAGUUGGAGGACUUCCAAAGGGACGUGUAAUAGAGAUUUAUGGUCCAGAGGCUUCAGGGAAAACAACGCUUGCUUUGCAUGUAAUUGCGGAGGCACAAAAACAAGGAGGGUAUUGUUGUUUUGUGGAUGCUGAGCAUGCUCUAGAUCCGGCACUAGCAGAAGCUAUUGGGGUAAACACUCGAAAUUUGCUUGUUUCCCAACCAGAUUGUGGUGAGCAGGCUCUCAGUCUUGUGGAUACUCUGAUCAGGAGUGGUUCGGUUGAUGUUGUUGUUGUAGAUAGUGUAGCUGCCCUUGUCCCAAAAAGUGAACUUGAAGGUGAAAUGGGAGAUCCACACAUGGCAAUGCAGGCUAGGCUAAUGAGUCAAGCACUACGCAAACUGAGCCACUCGUUAUCUUUAUCACAGACUGUUCUUAUCUUUAUCAAUCAGGUGAGGGCAAAGCUCUCUACUUUCAGUGGAUUUGGAGGGCCUCAAGAAGUUACUUGUGGUGGUAAUGCUCUGAAGUUUUAUGCUUCAGUGCGUCUAAAUAUCAAGAGAGUUGGGAAUGUCAUCAAAGGGGAACAGACUAUAGGAAGCCAAGUUGCCGUGAAAAUUGUAAAGAACAAGCUUGCUCCUCCAUUUAGAACUGCAGAAUUUGAGCUUGAAUUUGGCAAAGGAAUAUGUCGGGAAUCAGAGCUUAUACAAUUAGGGCUGAAACACAAAUUCAUUUCAAAGAUGGGAAGUGCAUAUUAUGGUAUGAACAACCAGACAUUUCAUGGCAAAGACGCUCUCAAGCAGUAUUUAGCCAAGGACAUUAGUGCACGAGAAGAACUUAUUAUGAAACUUAGGGAAAAGCUCUUGCAUGACGUUGGCAAUAAGGAUGCAGCUGGCACAGAUACUGAAAAUGGUUACCCCGUUGAAGUUGUUUCUAGCGACACCACUGACGAUGAAGUUGUUGCUACAGCAGCCGAGGUGUGAGUUGGGAAUUCAGAUACAACUUUACUUAAUGUUGGCUGGUCAGAUUGGUUUGCCAUGAUUCAUCUGCAAUUGUACUUGUUUAGCAGGAGAAUCCGAGCCUUGGUCCUGCAGAUUAGAUUUAUCAUAUACAUAUUCGGAUAUUCCUCACCAAGGUUCGGGGG
This is a messenger RNA of Ipomoea nil (Japanese morning glory), 1723 nucleotides long. Its product is annotated as DNA repair protein recA homolog 3, mitochondrial-like. The transcript is spliced from 8 exons. The coding region runs from base 291 to 1562 and encodes 423 amino acids. Gene Ontology annotation, molecular function: ATP-dependent DNA damage sensor activity; ATP binding; ATP hydrolysis activity. Gene Ontology annotation, biological process: DNA repair. The record is from RefSeq and is a predicted model, not a curated record. Lineage: Eukaryota; Viridiplantae; Streptophyta; Magnoliopsida; Solanales; Convolvulaceae.